UCACACUUCUUCUAGUCCUCGUAGUCGCUUUCUUAAUAUAGGCACAUAAAACCGAGGAAAAACGUUUCUGAUUUGAUUUUAUUUGCACACAAAAACAUGAUUCCAUUUCCAUGGCUGCCCAUCCAUUGAUCCAAUUGCAGAUUUUCUAAUCGAUCCAGCUCUUGUCUCCUCCCCAGCUCUCCUUCGUAUCAUCCGCUCUGCCUGUGGUACGUGCGGAUCGGUCGGGGCGGGGGUCCCAUGGCUCACAUGGAGGCGCAGAGCUCCUCACGCCGGGCUUGCCGCUAGCUAGCAAGUUUUGAGUGACGCGCCUCUGGUUUUGCCGCCAAGCCGAGGCAAUGGACUCGGCCAGGGCGGCGCAGGCGGCCACGCGGCGCAAGAAGAUGACCAAGCAGCUCACCGGGAAGCGGGACGACACGGCGCUGCACGGGGCGGCGCGCGCCGGGCUGCUCGUCGCCGUGCAGGAGACGCUGUCCGGCGCGUCGCCAGAGGAGCUGCGCGCGCUGCUGUCCAAGCAGAACACGGCCGGGGAGACGCCGCUGUUCGUCGCCGCCGAGUACGGCUACGUGGCCCUGGUGAACGAGAUGGUCAAGUACCACGACGUCGCCACCGCCGGCAUCAAGGCCCGCAGCGGCUACGACGCCCUCCACAUUGCCGCCAAGCAAGGGGAUGUAGAGGUGGUGAAGGAACUGCUGCAGGCGCUGCCGGAGCUGGCCAUGACGGUGGACGCGUCGAACACGACGGCUCUCAACACCGCGGCGACGCAGGGGCACAUGGAGGUGGUGCGGCUGCUGCUGGAGGUGGACGGGACCCUGGCGCUGAUCGCGCGGAGCAACGGCAAGACGGCGCUGCACUCGGCGGCGAGGAACGGCCACGUGCAGGUGGUGCGCGCGCUGCUGGAGGCGGAGCCCAGCAUCGCGCUCCGGGUGGACAAGAAGGGGCAGACGGCGCUGCACAUGGCCGCCAAGGGCACCAACCUCGACCUCGUAGACGCGCUCCUCGCCGCCGACCCUUCGCUGCUCAACCUCCCGGACAACAAGGGCAACACCGCGCUGCACAUCGCCUCCCGCAAGGCGCGGCACCAGAUCAUUAAGCGUCUGCUCGAGCUGCCGGACACGAACCUCAAGGCGAUCAACCGGGCCGCCGAGACGCCGCUGGACACGGCGGAGAAGAUGGGCAACGGCGAGGUGGCCGGCGUGCUGACGGAGCACGGCGUGCAGUCGGCCCGCGCCCUGAGCCCCACGAGCGGCGGCAACCCGGCGCGCGAGCUGAAGCAGCAGGUGAGCGACAUCAAGCACGAGGUGCACUCGCAGCUGGAGCAGACGCGGCAGACGCGCGUGCGGAUGCAGGGAAUCCAGAAGCGCAUCAACAAGCUCCACGAGGAAGGGCUGAAUAACGCCAUCAACUCCACCACGGUGGUGGCCGUGCUGAUCGCCACGGUGGCGUUCGCGGCCAUCUUCACGGUGCCCGGCGAGUACGUGGACGCGGACAACCUGGGGCCGGGGCAGGAGCUGGGCGAGGCCAACAUCGCCCAUCAGACCCCCUUCAUCAUCUUCUUCGUGUUCGACUCGGUGGCGCUCUUCAUCUCGCUGGCGGUGGUGGUGGUGCAGACGUCGGUGGUGGUGAUCGAGCGGAAGGCCAAGAAGCAGAUGAUGGCGGUGAUCAACAAGCUCAUGUGGGUGGCGUGCGUGCUCAUCAGCGUCGCCUUCCUGGCGCUGUCGUUCGUCGUCGUAGGGCGCACGGAGCAGUGGCUGGCCGUCGCGGUCACCAUCAUGGGCGCCACCAUCCUGGUCACCACCAUCGGCACCAUGCUCUACUGGGUCAUCGCGCACCGGCUCGAGGCCAAGCGCAUGCGCAACAUCAAGCGCUCGUCGAUGAGCCGCUCGCGCUCACACUCGGGGUCUGGACUGUCCGAGCACGAGUGGGUCGACGAGGAGUUCAAGAAGAUGUACGCCAUCUGAUCAUGAUGAUCCCCACGCCCUAGCGCAACAUUGAUUACACUACCUGAUUUACCACGUACGAUGACCCGAGGAGUAGCGAUGAUCGUAGCCGGGCUGACAUUUUUAUCCGGUAGCUCAGAAGAUUGUGCAUUACUAGUGAUCAUUUAAGCUGUUCACCGUUUGCUGAAUGUUGAUUAGAACGGGGAACAGGAAGAAGUACAGUAGCAAGGAUGUCGCCAGUGCAUUUUUUAUUUUACUUCUUGUGUAGAACAAUAUAUGACGAUAGGAAAACUAAAUAAAUAAAAACAGAAAUCAAUGUUUCAUUA
Messenger RNA from Triticum aestivum (bread wheat), 2263 nucleotides. Its product is annotated as ankyrin repeat-containing protein At5g02620. NCBI's taxonomy places the organism in Eukaryota, Viridiplantae, Streptophyta, Magnoliopsida, Poales, Poaceae. Gene Ontology annotation, molecular function: protein binding. The record is from RefSeq and is a predicted model, not a curated record. Gene Ontology annotation, cellular component: plasma membrane. The transcript is spliced from 3 exons. The coding region runs from base 336 to 1958 and encodes 540 amino acids.